AUGGUAUUUCAAAUUUUUAAACAAAUCAAUGAAAAUUUACGUCGACAAUUACGACGAACUUUUUUAGCUGAUCCUGAGAAAAUGCCACAACGUUAUGCUAUUAUUAUGGCAUCAGUUUUAUUUGUUUCAAUUAUUAUUACAUAUAAUACAUUAUUUGAAAGAAAAAAAGAACAAGAAGGUGCUCAACCUGUUUCUGUAACAGAUUUAUUUCGAGAACGAAAUGCUAAAAAAAGACUUGAACAUUUAGAAUUACAACGAAGUAUUUCAAAAGCACGAGAUAGUGCGAAAACAACAACAGUGAAAGAUCUUUAG
This is a messenger RNA of Rotaria sordida, 312 nucleotides long. The record is from the annotation of a GenBank genome assembly. NCBI's taxonomy places the organism in Eukaryota, Metazoa, Rotifera, Eurotatoria, Philodinida, Philodinidae.